Etheostoma spectabile (orangethroat darter) is the source of this 2912-nucleotide messenger RNA. RefSeq names its product WD repeat domain 20a (gene wdr20a). The transcript has 4 exons. Gene Ontology annotation, molecular function: protein binding. Lineage: Eukaryota; Metazoa; Chordata; Actinopteri; Perciformes; Percidae. Bases 36 to 1880 code for a protein of 614 amino acids. The record is from RefSeq and is a predicted model, not a curated record.
GCGUGCGUAAGAUCCGGCCUGGGGGAAAGGGAUGAAUGUUAAUUUCAAAGAUGGCGGCGGAGGGAGGAGGGAAGGAGAUGAACGAAAUUAAAACUCAGUUCACCACUCGGGAAGGCGUCUACAAACUCCUCACUCACUCCGAAUACAGCCGUCCUAACAGGGUGCCUUUCAACUCGCAAGGUUCCAACCCCGUCAAGGUCUCCUUCGUGAACGUCAACGACCAAUCGGGCAACGGCGACAGGAUCUGUUUCAAUGUGGGCCGUGAGCUCUACUUCUACAUCUACAAAGGCGUUAGAAAGGCUGCUGACCUGAGCAAGCCCAUAGACAAGCGUAUCUACAAGGGAACGCAGCCUACCUGUCAUGACUUUAACCACCUCACAGCCACAGCAGAGAGUGUGUCCUUGCUUGUGGGUUUUUCUGCAGGACAGGUACAGCUCAUUGACCCCAUCAAGAAGGAGACAAGCAAGCUCUUCAAUGAGGAGAGACUAAUAGACAAGUCCAGAGUAACAUGCGUGAAAUGGGUGCCCGGCUCUGAGAGCCUGUUUCUGGUCUCUCAUGCCAGUGGAAAUAUGUACCUGUACAAUGUGGAGCAUACUUGUGGCACCACAGCUCCACACUACCAGCUGCUUAAACAGGGAGAAAACUACUCUGUACACACUUGUAAGAGUAAAUCCACGCGGAACCCUCUCCUUAAAUGGACAGUGGGUGAGGGGGCUCUGAAUGAGUUUGCCUUCUCUCCAGAUGGGAAGUUCCUUGCCUGUGUUAGCCAAGACGGCUUCCUACGAGUCUUCAACUUUGACGCGGUCGAGCUUCAUGGCACCAUGAAGAGCUACUUUGGUGGCUUGUUGUGUGUGUGCUGGAGCCCUGAUGGAAAGUACAUAGUUGCAGGUGGAGAGGACGAUUUAGUGACAGUGUGGUCGUUUUUGGACUGCAGAGUGAUCGCCCGAGGUCAUGGGCACAAGUCAUGGGUUAGUGUUGUGGCAUUUGACCAUUACACCACCAGCGUGGAAGAGAGUGACCCAAUGGAGUUCAGUGGCAGCGAUGAGGACUUCCAGGAUCAGAUGAUCCACUUUGGACGAGACCGGGCCAACAGUACGCAGUCCCGACUCUCCAAGCGCAACUCCACGGACAGUCGGCCUGUUAGUGUCACAUACCGGUUUGGCUCGGUGGGCCAGGACACUCAGCUGUGCCUAUGGGACCUUACUGAGGACAUCCUUUUCCCCCAUCUUCCACUCUCACGGACACGAACACACACUAACGUGAUGAAUGCCACCAGCCCCCCUGCGGGUGCUACAUUAAUCACUAACGCAUCUAGUAACACUACUAAUGGAAACAACAGUGGUGCCAAUACUCCUGGCAUUAACUCUGUCUCUACUACAUUACCACGCUCCAACAGCUUACCACAUUCAGCCGGCACCACAACAACAACGGCAAACAAUACCAACAAGGCUGGCAGUGGUGGUGGCAUCGGCAGUGGUAUGAUGGACAGUGCGAUUGCUACAGGUGUGAGUAAGUUUGCCACAUUGUCACUCCAUGAUCGAAAGGAACGCCACCACGAGAAGGACCACAAACGCAACCACAGCAUGGGUCACAUCAGCAGCAAGAGCAGUGACAAGCUCAACCUGCUGACAAAAACCAAAACAGACCCUGCUAAGACUCUGGGCACUCUGCUGUGCCCGCGCAUGGAGGAUGUGCCCCUCCUUGAGCCUCUCAUCUGUAAAAAGAUAGCACACGAGAGACUGACUGUACUCAUAUUUUUAGAGGACUGUUUAGUGACUGCUUGUCAGGAGGGAUUUAUUUGCACAUGGGCGAGGCCAGGCAAAGUGGGCUUAUUGUCAUCCCAAAACCAAGCCAGCUCUCCCAGUGGAACAGUAGUAUAGCCACAAUAUUUCUGCUGCUAAAGAACCCUGCAACCCAGAGUCUGAUGCUGCUCUUCACCCUGCAAGCAUUGCAAGUUUUCCUAUUUUUAUUUUUUAUUUUUUUUUAAUACCCCUCCCGAUUUUUUUAAUGGCUUUUCUGUUCUUUACGUUUAUCACUCACUUGACCUAGUGGAAGAAUGAAGCAAGAAAAGGUGUGGUGCAAUUGUGGACUAUUGCACUAAUGGGCUUUUGUUCUCUGGAGUUUUAACACAUUUUAGAUUUUUAAAAUUCUUUCUUUCAUGUCAAAUCCCAUCAGACUUUUGUCCCCUCUGGAAAUGAAGCUUAGCUUUGUUAGAUGCAAACCAGACAAUUGUGGCUUGAGAUUAAAAGGAUAGUUAAUUUAAUUUUCAGAAUUUGUAUGUAUCCCAGCCUCUGCUCAGGGUUACUGACUCAAAUGUGAAUUUUGGAUGAACUAUCCUUUUACGACCAAGUGCGUGAGCAUCUGAAAAUUUAGCUUCCAUCCACAUUCACCCACUACUUCUCCUUUGAGUAGAAUCUCCCCAUCAACAACUUUGCACUGAUUUUGUUAUUUUGUUGUUUGUUUUUAUAACUACUCUAAUGGAUCAAAAAGAGGGUUGAGGACUGCCUUGUUGCACUCGGCUUUAACAUCCUCAGUCUUGAAAUCUGAAUCUAUAAAGUUGGAUGCUGCAAUCAUAGUCUUUUUAAAGAAAAAAAAAAUUGUUUGCACUUAAAUUAGUUUAUUAGAAGAAAAUUGCUUUACAUAUUUGGGUGUGCUCAGAACUCACAGAUAGCUAAUAACAGUAGGUGAAGAAAAAUUAUAAAACUAUUAAAACCUUUAUCUAUUGAGCAUUUAUUUUAAUAUUAUUUCAGAUUCAAAUCUGCUUUGUAUCAUAAUGUGUAUAUUGUAAUUACUUGAUUUGAUGGGGGCCUAAGCAAACUACCAUUACUCAAGUGGAAGUUUUGUCAUUGAUAGUUAUAUUUCUAAAGCCUAAAGUAUACAUAUUAAUAAUAUUAAAAUAAUCUUGAAUAUAC